AUGAUUGGAGAGAGUUGCGCCCAAGUGAUUGUCCGAAAUGGGUUGGCUUCGCCAGUCUUGGAACCUGGGAGCCCUCCCCUCGUUUGGGAGCCUUCCCUCGUCGCGCCUCCGCUCGCCUUCCCCCGCGCCUCCGCUCGCCUCGCCGCGCAUCCGCUCGUUUCGCCGCGCCUCCGCUCGCCUCGCCGCGCCUCCGCUCGCCUCGCCGCGCCUCCUCUCGCCUCGCCGCGCCUCCCGCUCGCCUCGCCGCGCCUCCGCUCGCCUCGCCGCGCAUCCGCUCGUUUCGCCGCGCCUCCGCUCGCCUCGCCGCGCCUCCGCUCGCCUCGCCGCGCCUCCUCUCGCCUCGCCGCGCCUCCCGCUCGCCUCGCCGUGCCUCCGCUCGCCUCGCCGCGCAUCCGCUCGUUUUGCCGCGCCUCCGCUCGCCUCGCCGAGCCACCGCUCGCCUCGCCGCGCCUCCUCUCGCCUCGCCGCGCCUCCUCUCGCCUCGCCGCGCCUCCGCUCACCUCGCCGCGCCUCCCCUGCCAUCAGCGCGCCAGCACUCUCGUCGCGCUGCCCCUCCUCGCGCCUCCACUCCCGCUGUCGUCCUUCUCCCACUGCCCAUCCCUUGCCCUCGGUUCCCUGCCAUUCCAUUCCAUCUUGUUACCUUCCCCUCAUUUUUCCCUCUGCUUCCCCUCAUUCCACCCUCUCUUUCCCUUCCCCUUCUUCCAAUCAUUUCUCCACCUGCUUCCCCUCAUUUACUCCCCUGCCUCCUCUCGCUUUCCCCUCUGCUUCCCCUCAUUUCCCUCCCUCCUUCCCCUCAUUUCCCUCCCUCCUUCCCCUCAUUUCCCUCCGCUGCUUCCCCUCAUUUCCCUCCCUCCUUCCCCCUCAUUUCCCUCUGCCGCUUCCCCUAAUUUCCCUCCGCCGCUUCCCCUAAUUUCCCUCCGCUGCUUCCCCUCAUUUCCCUCCGCUGCUUCCCUCAUUUCCCUCCGCUGCUUCCCCUCAUUUCCCUCCGCUGCUUCCCCUCAUUUCCCUCCGCUGCUUCCCCUCAUUUCCCUCCGCUGCUUCCCCUCAUUUCCCUCCGCUGCUUCCCCUCAUUUCCCUCCGCUGCUUCCCCUCAUUUCCCUCCGCUGCUUCCCCUCAUUUCCCUCCGCUGCUUCCCCUCAUUUCCCUCCGCCGCUUCCCCUCAUUUCCCUCCGCCGCUUCCCCUCAUUUCCCUCCGCCGCUUCCCCUCAUUUCCCUCCGCUGCUUCCCUCAUUUCCCUCCGCUGCUUCCCUCAUUUCCCUUCGCUGCUUCCCCUCAUUUCCCUCCGCUGCUUCCCCUCAUUUCCCUCCGCUGCUUCCCCUCAUUUCCCUCUUCCCCUCAUUUCCCUCCGCCGCUUCCCCUUAUUUCCCUCCGCUGCUUCCCCUCAUUUCCCUCCGCUGCUUCCCUCAUUUCCCUUCGCUGCUUCCCUCAUUUCCCUUCGCUGCUUCCCCUCAUUUCCCUCCGCUGCUUCCCCUCAUUUCCCUCCGCUGCUUCCCCUCAUUUCCCUCCACUGCUUACCCUCAUUUCCCUCCGCUGCUUCCCCUCAUUUCCCUCCGCUGCUUCCCCUCAUUUCCCUCCGCUGCUUCCCCUCAUUUCCCUCCGCUGCUUCCCCUCAUUUCCCUCCGCUGCUUCCCCUCAUAUCCCUCCGCUGCUUCCCCUCAUUUCCCUCCGCUGCUUCCCCUCAUUUCCCUCCGCUGCUUCCCCUCAUUUCCCUCCGCUGCUUCCCCUCAUUUCCCUCCGCUGCUUCCCCUCAUUUCCCUCCGCUGCUUCCCCUCAUUUCCCUCCGCUGCUUCCCCUCAUUUCCCUCCGCUGCUUCCCCUCAUUUCCCUCCACUGCUUCCCCUCAUUUCCCUCCGCUGCUUCCCCUCAUUUCCCUCCGCUGCUUCCCCUCAUUUCCCUCCGCUGCUUCCCCUCAUUUCCCUCCGCUGCUUCCCCUCAUUUCCCUCCACUGCUUCCCCUCAUUUCCCUCCGCUGCUUCCCCUCAUUUCCCUCCGCUGCUUCCCCUCAUUUCCCUCCGCUGCUUCCCCUCAUUUCCCUCCGCUGCUUCCCCUCAUUUCCCUCCGCUGCUUCCCCUCAUUUCCCUCCGCUGCUUCCCCUCAUUUCCCUCCGCUGCUUCCCCUCAUUUCCCUCCGCUGCUUCCCCUCAUUUCCCUCCGCUGCUUCCCCUCAUUUCCCUCCGCUGCUUCCCCUCAUUUCCCUCCGCUGCUUCCCCUCAUUUCCCUCCGCUGCUUCCCCUCAUUUCCCUCCGCUGCUUCCCCUCAUUUCCCUCCGCUGCUUCCCCUCAUUUCCCUCCGCUGCUUCCCCUCAUUUCCCUCCGCUGCCUCCCCUCAUUUACCAGGAUUUCCCCCUGUUUCCCCUCGUUUCCCCACCUGCUAAACCCUCGUUUUCCCCUCUUCUCUCCCUCCUUUCAUCUUCCUAUUCCCCCCUUCCCUCUCCCCCUCUUCCGUAUCUCCCCUCAUCUCUAUCCUCCCUCUUCCUAA
Molecule: messenger RNA, 2475 nt
Organism: Closterium sp. Yama58-4
Lineage: Eukaryota; Viridiplantae; Streptophyta; Zygnematophyceae; Desmidiales; Closteriaceae
Source: the annotation of a GenBank genome assembly